AUGCCUAAAAUUACCAAAAAUCUACCAAACGAACACAUACACAGUCCAAGUUUUCUCGUUGACAAGUUUGGUAAAUACAAACCAGUUGUGGUUAUGAGUCUUCUAUUGAAUGCCAUCUUCCAUCAUUCAUUGCUAUUUAUACCGCAACAGGAAAUACCGGGUGUUGUUCCGUCAGCAUUUGUAAUGCGUCAUCCUGACAGCGGUGAUAUUGAGGUCUGGUGGUCACCCUGUCCUAGUCGUGAAUGCCCUGAAGAACCUGAACUUGAAUUGGCUGUAAAUCAAUGUGUUGAUUACUGUUUGUUGCAAGAAUCAGCAACUACUACAACUACAGCCUCAACAUUAUUCAGUCCAUCAACAGGGUAUUAUGCGGUAACCGACAAAAUAGCAAUACAUAAAACUCAACCAACAACAACUAGUAAGCCAUUUCUAGCAACAUCAGCAGUAGCAUUACCAUCCUCAUCACCAGCAUCAGCAGCAGAAUUCCCAACGAGUACAACAAUAUCACAGCCAUUGGGUAUUGCCGAUGGCGCAGCAACACAAACACCAACAGCAACAACAACUAGAAGUAUAUUCCAAGAUGUACUUAAUAUGUCAGCGACAAUGUUCCCGCCCGUAGUGACAUCUUUAUCCUCAAUGUCUAUGUUAGAACAGCAAGAUUGGAAUCCUGUCAAAUAG
Messenger RNA from Lucilia cuprina (Australian sheep blowfly), 675 nucleotides. RefSeq lists its product as uncharacterized. The transcript is spliced from 4 exons. NCBI's taxonomy places the organism in Eukaryota, Metazoa, Arthropoda, Insecta, Diptera, Calliphoridae. The coding region runs from base 1 to 675 and encodes 224 amino acids. The record is from RefSeq and is a predicted model, not a curated record.